GCUUUGUUAUUUUCAAUAUUCAGUAAAGAUAAAUAAACAACAAGUAAUAGUUUAAAUUUUUUAGUAUAUUUUUCUAGUAAUUGUCAUUAAACAUAUGAUAAAAGCUAUAUUUAAUUGAAAGCGAAAAUUCACCAAUAAACCAAGUCCUGAUUCAACGUAAUGAUUUAUCCUAUCAAUCGAAAAAUUGCGCGUAUUUGAAUUUGAUGAAGAUGACGCGAUAGGCUUAUACUAACAAAUAUAUGUAUAUACAUAUAUAUAUUUGUAUACAUCACGAUAUCGCAUUCACACGAUGUUCUAAGGAUUACGGUUAAACAAUAAUAUUGUUUAUACUUAUUCAAAGUAUUUUUUACUUUACUUACACUUUAGUUUAAAUUUGAAUGAAUUCAACAAAAAAAUUAUAAUUUGUCUGGAAAUAAAUUCGGCAAAAAUUGAUAUACAUCAUUUAUUUAUCACAUUGUUGACUAACAAUUUAAAAAAAAAUGAAGAGAUCUUAUUCGUCAAUGAAGGAACACAAGGUUAUUUUCGAAUGGAAAAUAGAUCAAUUUAAUUCAUUCAUCGAUUCAUCACUCACGUGUACAGAUGACGUAAAAGUUGAAUCUGUUAAAUUUUCAACAGGUGCUAAAAUAAAUGAUUCCUGGUACUUGAGACUAAAAUUUAAAGAUAACGAAGUAACACAAGUCAAAGAAUGGCUGUCAGCAUUUUUGUGCUUAAAACACAGCGAUACAGAAUCAGUAAGAGCAACAUAUUCUAUCUAUAUUUUGGAUAAGAAUAACGAAAAAAAAGUAAGUGUUAAAAAAUCAACUCGAGUAUUCAAACUUCAUGAGAGUUGGGGUUCAAAUAAAUUUCUGGAAAUAAAAAAGGUGCUGGAAAAUAAAGAUAAUUUACUACCAAAUGAUAUGAUAACAUUAUGUGUGGAUCUCGUUGUACUUGAAGAUUAUACAUCAACUACAACGGAAGUUUCAUUAAAAAUUUUGAAGCCUAAAAUAACUGAUGAUUUUGAGAAGUUCUUUGAUAAAAAAAUAAAUGUCGAUGUGAUUUUAAUUGUUGGCGACGUAAAGUUUCAUGCGCAUAAGACAAUUUUAUCAGCACGAAGUCCAGUACUUGCUUCAGUUCUCCACAGAAUGCAAGAAAGUAACAAUAACAUAUUGAUGAUAAGUGAUGUAGCUCCUGAAAUAUUCCGAGAUAUGUUGAGAUUUAUUUAUACUGAUAAAGUUGAUGAUUUGGACAGCAAAGCUGUAUCUCUAUUACAAGUUGCUGAUAGGUUUAAAUUGCAAACACUGUAGAUAUCGUGUGAGGAAUCGCUUCGCGAAUCAUUGACCAAUGAAAAUGCAAUUAAAUUAGUAAUGUUAGCAGAUCAAUGUCAUGCAAAUCUACUGAUGGAGUACGUUGUCAAUUACAUCAUAAUAAAUAUCGAUAGUGUGAUGAAAACUGGAGAUUACAAAACAUUGAAAAAUUCUAAACCGAUCUCAUUAUCGAUUUUACUUAAUAGUAUAUUACAUACCUAGGCCAGUAAAAUAAGAAAAGUCUCAGAGCACAUAUAAUUGAUGGCCGAGGCUAACAAACAUAUAUGUAGUCUGAGGCAUUCUUUUUUACUGGCCAAUGUGUGUAUACUAUUUUUCUGCUCGACGAAGCCGGAAAGUUGCAACUUAGUUUAGGGCAGCGGCCCGAAAGUUGCCACUUUCCGGCCGGAGGGCAGAAAAAAAUUUUCUGGUUUAAUUAAAAAUAGAGGAUACAUAUCAUUAUUUUCUAUUUGACUAUUUUUUCUAUGUUUUGUAAUUAUUUUUAUAUAUAUUUUUCAGCAGAAACAUCUGACGUACUAAAGCUCAACUACACUCAAGUAAAUAGGAUCGAGAUUAAUAUGAAAGUUAAAUUAAACUUUUUUCUUUCUAACUAAUCUAGGAUGGAUGUAUCUUAAAAAAUAAAUUUGUCUAAUACUUUAUCAUGCAAUGAAAUAAAAUUUUGAAAUAAUCUCAGACAAUACUCUUCACUUUUUAAAAAUAUUUAAUGACGAACUGUCAUAAAAAUAUUAAUUGAUUGAAAAAAAUUAAAGUAUUGAUUGACAAAACGACAAAUUUUCCAAGACAUGAAUUAAAAAAAAAAUUACUUAACUUAGGUAUCAAUUAGGAGUUGAACGAAAUUUGUUAAGUAAAUUUUAGACCAUAAAAUUAGACAUUUCGAAUUUUUAAUAUUGUCAUGAAGAUUUGACUGAAAUUCAUUAAAAAAUUUUAUUUAACUCCUAAUUAAUAGCAGUUGUAAAUGCUUUCUUUUUUAAACGAAAACUUACUCCAGCAACUCAAUUCACUGGAAUUAUUCUCUUAUACUUAUUUUUAUAUAUCAAUAAAAUAAUGAGUGUGAAUGUAGCAGAUAUCAGACAAAUUUAAAA
This is a messenger RNA of Microplitis mediator, 2383 nucleotides long. RefSeq names its product speckle-type POZ protein-like A. Gene Ontology annotation, biological process: proteasome-mediated ubiquitin-dependent protein catabolic process; regulation of proteolysis. Gene Ontology annotation, molecular function: ubiquitin protein ligase binding. Bases 480 to 1283 code for a protein of 267 amino acids. The transcript is spliced from 2 exons. The record is from RefSeq and is a predicted model, not a curated record. Gene Ontology annotation, cellular component: cytoplasm. Lineage: Eukaryota; Metazoa; Arthropoda; Insecta; Hymenoptera; Braconidae.